Tyto alba (common barn owl) is the source of this 1281-nucleotide messenger RNA. RefSeq names its product COPI coat complex subunit epsilon (gene COPE). Lineage: Eukaryota; Metazoa; Chordata; Aves; Strigiformes; Tytonidae. Gene Ontology annotation, cellular component: COPI vesicle coat. Gene Ontology annotation, biological process: retrograde vesicle-mediated transport, Golgi to endoplasmic reticulum; intra-Golgi vesicle-mediated transport; endoplasmic reticulum to Golgi vesicle-mediated transport. The transcript has 10 exons. Gene Ontology annotation, molecular function: protein binding; structural molecule activity. Bases 45 to 971 code for a protein of 308 amino acids. The record is from RefSeq and is a predicted model, not a curated record.
CGGCUCCCGGCUGCUUCCGGAGACGUGUCUGAGGGGGGCGGAAAAUGGCGGCCGGGGCGGGCGCGGGCUCUGCCGCUCAGGGCGGCGACGCCGACGAGCUUUUCGACGUGAAGAACAGCUUCUACAUCGGCGCCUACCAGGCCGCCAUAAACGAGGCGCAGCGGGUCAAGCCGUCUAAUCCGGAGAAGGAAGUGGAGAGGGAUGUUUUCUUAUUCCGAGCCUACAUCGCCCAGAGAAAAUAUGGUGUUGUCCUAGAUGAAAUCAAAGCCAGUGCUAGUCCUGAGCUCCAGGCAGUGAGGAUGUUUGCAGAAUAUCUUGCAAAUGAGAGUCAAAGGGAUGCAAUUGUUGCUGAUUUGGACAAGAAAAUGGCAAAAAGUGUUGAUAUAGCCAAUACUACUUUCUUGCUGAUGGCUGCUUCCAUCUAUUUCCACGACAAAAAUCCUGACGCGGCUCUGCGUACUCUACAUCAGGGGGAGAGCUUGGAGUGCAUGGCCAUGAUGAUACAGAUUCUUCUGAAGCUUGACAGGCUCGAUCUGGCUCGCAAGGAGCUUAAGAAGAUGCAGGAGCAAGAUGAGGAUGCGACUCUUACACAGUUGGCAACUGCCUGGGUAAACCUGGCCAUAGGUGGUGAGAAGUUACAAGAUGCCUAUUACAUCUUCCAAGAGAUGGCAGACAAAUGUUCUUCCACCCUCCUCCUACUUAACGGACAAGCAGCUUGCUAUAUGGCUCAGGGCAAGUGGGACGAUGCGGAGGGAGUACUUCAAGAAGCAUUGGACAAGGACAGUGGCCAUCCUGAGACCCUGAUCAACUUUGUUGUCCUGUCGCAGCACUUGGGCAAACCACCAGAGGUUACGAAUCGCUAUUUGUCACAGUUGAAAGAUGCGCAUAAAAAUCACCCGUUCAUAAAGGAGUAUCAGGCCAAGGAGAAUGACUUUGACCGGCUAGCCAUGCAGUAUGCCCCCAGCGCGUGAGGAGAGGGGAAGGAGGCUGCGGACCGGCUCUGUGGUACCUUGGGAACUGGGGUAGAUGUGCAAAGCCUCUCUGGUAACGGGGGGAAAAAAACACCCUCUGCAAGUCGGUCUGCCUUAACUCACUGGUAGGGUCUUGCAAUCCAGCAAGCCGCCAGUGCUAAACCUGUACAUAAAAUGUAGCUACUGGAAUUUGGUAGCUGCAAAGCCUGUGUUCUGGCUUACCUGGGUCCUGAACUCUGUUUAAAAUACAGUGCGAAUCAAGAGUAAGCGACACUGUACCUUAAACAUUCCUAAUAAAGCCUUUUCUGGA